AUGGGUGAAGUAAGCUUCCCGUUAGCUGGUACAACAUCUCCUUCACACUUGACACAAGCUAAUGUAAUCACCCUCCAAAGCCAGCUGUAUAAACUUUGUUUGUCUUCCCAACAUCAAGUAAAAGGUGAAUCACUGAUUGAACAUGCUAAACCUCUGGAAAAUAAGGGACAAGAACAAAAUAACCUUUCUCUCCUGCAGCCUUAUCUGCAGUCCACCCAUAUGUGUCAGACAGAGGAUGAUAUAGGAAUCAAAGAAAUGAAAAUGUAUGAAGCAAGAAAAGAGGAGAAGAAGGAAGGAAAUAAGAAUGUGCAAGAUAAGCUGAAUGAGGCUGAAGAGGCAGGGGAUAAGAGAAAAAGUGAAAUGGAUCUCAAUGACAACAAUAAUGUGGUUGUGCAGAAGGCUGAAAAGGAGAAAAAUGAAAAAACGAAUGAACCUGACAGUGGAGAAGUUUUACAGGUUGCUAACACCGAUGAUGAGAUAGUGCUGGAAAAUCACAAAGAGAAUUUGAAUAAGAAUAAUAAUAACAAUUAUGUAGCAGUCUCAUAUCUGAAUAAUUGCAGGCAGAAGACAUCUAUUUUAGAAUUUCCUAAUCUAUUACCACUGUCGAAUGACACUGCAAGUGAAUACCAAAUUAAAAAGUUAGAAAAUGCGUCUAGAAUUUCUGAGUUACUUGGGAUAUUUGAAUCUGAAAAGAUAUAUUCAAGGAAUGUACUCGCGCUGGCCCUCCAGAAACAGACUGACAGAGAGACUGCUGGCAGUCCUGUGCAGUCUGCUCCUACCCCAGGCCAGCAGAGGCGCUUAACUGCAAAGGGGAAAAGUUCAAGGGUCUCUUCUGAUGCAAAUCUCUUAAAUAUUAAAGGCAACCAUUCACAUAACAAGAAUUUACACUUUUUCUUUUCUAACACUGUGAAAAUCACUGCUUUUUCCAAGAAAAAUGACAACAUUUUUGAGCGUGAUUUAAUAGAUUCUGUGGAUCAACUGAAAAACAUGCCCUGUUUGUAUUUAAGGGAAUUUGGAAAGAAGGCUAAUCGUUGGCAUGGGGAAGCAGUGGCGGCAACCCACAGUAAUGGAAACACAAGUUUUGACGCUCCGAGCCAUGAGUGUACAGCACAGCCGCAGCUCUCCAGCUCGGAGGGCCAGUCUGAACAGCUGACAGUGGAAGAGCAGAUUAAAAGGAACAGGUGCUAUAGUGACAUGGAAUGAAACAGCACUGGCCCUUUGCCAUCCAUACUCAGGUUCAGAGAGACACUGGCGUUCUGAAAUAAGACUGGCUAGACUUUUGGAAAACUUGUUGUAAACACAAUGUUCAAAAAUCUCAUGUUUCACAAUGGAAUAUUUCUUGUAUUACACUUCAUAACUUUUUUUCAUAAUUCAUUUGACUCUAUGUUCUGAAUGGAAUGAAGAGAUAAAGCAAUAUGGCUAUGUUUUCCUCUCAAAUGCCACUUUCGUAUAUCGCUCUGAUUUCCUCUGUCAUAUCAUGGGUGAGAGUCUAUACUGCUGAGAUUUAUCACAAUUCCUCUACCUUCUCUACAAUUUCUGCUGAAAUAAAACUGAAUCACCUGGGGUGCAAACCAA
This is a messenger RNA of Ictidomys tridecemlineatus (thirteen-lined ground squirrel), 1575 nucleotides long. NCBI's taxonomy places the organism in Eukaryota, Metazoa, Chordata, Mammalia, Rodentia, Sciuridae. The record is from RefSeq and is a predicted model, not a curated record.